This is a messenger RNA of Gracilinanus agilis (Agile Gracile Mouse Opossum), 1517 nucleotides long. RefSeq names its product nicotinamide nucleotide adenylyltransferase 3 (gene NMNAT3). Gene Ontology annotation, cellular component: mitochondrion. Gene Ontology annotation, biological process: NAD+ biosynthetic process. The coding region runs from base 165 to 614 and encodes 149 amino acids. The record is from RefSeq and is a predicted model, not a curated record. The transcript has 3 exons. NCBI's taxonomy places the organism in Eukaryota, Metazoa, Chordata, Mammalia, Didelphimorphia, Didelphidae. Gene Ontology annotation, molecular function: nicotinamide-nucleotide adenylyltransferase activity; nicotinate-nucleotide adenylyltransferase activity.
UGCCCUGACUGCGCUGAGUGAGCCCUGGCCUAAUUGAGGGGCCAGCUCAGUCUAACUUGUUGAGGGGUCGCGGCAGGAUUAGCUACUUGUGCGGUGCACCUUUAAGUCAUGAAUCCGCCCAGGUAAAAUGUGCUCCUAAGCAAGAUUGUGAUACUUCUACCAAAAUGAAGUGCAAGAUACCAGUUGUUCUCCUUGCCUGUGGCUCCUUUAACCCCAUUACAAAUAUGCACCUGCGUUUAUUUGAAGUGGCUAGAGAUCAUCUUCACCAAACAGCUGUUCCUGAGUUAAAGCUGCUCUGUGGUGCAGAUGUCCUGAAGACAUUUCAAAUACCCAACCUCUGGAAAGAUGAACACAUCCAAGAAAUAGUUGAAAAGUUUGGUUUAGUAUGUAUUAGCAGGGUUAACCACGACAUUCAACAAUAUAUCUCUGAAUCAACCAUUUUAACACAGAAUCGGCAUAAUAUACAUUUAGUCAAGAAUCCUGUACAGAGUGAUUUGAGUGCCACAUACAUAAGACAAGCCCUGUACCAAGGGCAGAGCGUGAAAUAUCUGCUUCCAGACUCAGUCAUUUCCUACAUCAAGGACCAUCACCUCUACCUGAAAGAGAGUAAAUAGAUAUAAUGAAAGGAAUGGGAAGAUGAAGGAAAUGUAGUGGAGUGAUAACACAUUACAUUGUUAAGUUCUCUGAAUAUUCCAUCUCUGUCCAGAACAACCCUACACCACCAAAAAAAAAAAAUCACAAUUGAUUUUAUUGGACCAUCCUUCCCUGCAGAUAUAGAAAACUUAUUUCCUGUAGGAAAAAUUACUAAGUUCUAAAGGAAAAAAUGUAUUAAGGAAAUUACUGCAUUGCAAGUUAAUAAAUUAUGAGUAGGAAAACCUUUUGAGAUUAUUAUAUUAAGAAGUUUAUUGAGGCUUUAUUCAACAUGUGAAAUUUGGCUUUGACUGUUAUUAAUAGUUUAUAACAACUAAUAAGGGAUUUUUUUUGGUUUUGUGUUUUUUUUAAGUAUGGCAAAGUGUUCUUUGCUAUAUUAUCAGUAUUGAACAUAUUGAAUUCCUUAAUAAGUCGUUAAGCACAACAUCCCAUUCUUUAUUGGAGACAUUUGACAGGAUGCUAAUUACUUUACACUGGACUUAGUAAGCUUUUGUUUUGGAAAGAAUAGUACUAAUUGAGCAAUACCAUAAUGGAAAGUUCAGUACUGACAAGUGUGGACUCAUUGACUGUGUUCUCAGCACUUUCCUAAAUGAUAUUGGAUAUUCCCGGAGAACCAUUUAAGAGGAAAACAUUUCUGUUUGGUAUUAAUAAAAGCUAUUUUCUAAGCAGAUGUUUUCACAUAUUUUAAUGUAAUAAAUAUCUUUAAUACUAUUCUAGCAGAGUAAUGAUAUUCCUGACUACAAAUACUAAUGCUCCUAUUUUUCAGGUUUCUUUAAAAUUUUUUAUUCACUUUAACAGUAUCUUUUGAAUGCUUCAUGUCUACAUGUUAGCAAACAUAGAAAAUAAAAUGACAUCAGAAAGUCUAA